AUGCCUGACCUCCAAAUCAAAAAAAUCGAUGUAUUCCAAGUGGACUUGCCCUACUCGGGUGGUGUCUAUCAUCUCUCCGGGGGACGAGAAUAUACCUCUUUCGACGCCACCAUCGUACGAAUCACCACGCAAACCGGCAUCGAAGGCUGGGGCGAAAGCACCCCCUUCGGUUCAACUUUUGUUGCCGCCCAUGCACUUGGUGUUCGAUCAGGUAUCGCCGAGAUCGCACCGAAACUCAUUGGGCUUGACCCGCGACGAGUCGACCGCAUCAAUGAAGUCAUGGAUGCAGCACUGGUUGGCCACGAGCAUGCCAAAGCAGCUCUCGAUAUAGCCUGCUGGGAUAUAUUCGGCAAAUCCGUGGGGCUUCCAGUGUGCGAAUUACUUGGCGGUCGUACAGAGCUUGCACUCCCUGUGAUCUCCUCCAUCCAUGUUGGCGAGCCGGAAGAAAUGCGUGCGCGUGUAGCCCAGCAUCGAGACAUGGGCUAUCUGGGUCACUCGAUCAAAGUUUCUGGAGAGCCAGUCUCCGACUCUGCUCGUCUCCAGUCAUCUCUCGCUGAUAAAAGGCCGGGAGAAUUCUUCAUUGUGGAUGCCAACUGUGGCUUCACAGUUGAAACUGCACUUCGUAUGUUAAGACUUCUCCCAGACGGGUUGGACUUCAUCUUAGAAGCGCCUUGUGCUACGUAUCGAGAAUGUGUCUCUCUUCAUCGCAGGACAAAUAUUCCAAUUCAUAUCGAUGAACUCGCAAUAUCCGAGGCUUCUAUAAUGCAACUUAUCGCCGAUGACGCCGCAGAAGGAAUAGGGAUGAAAAUCACCAAGAAUGGCGGUUUGACCAAAUCUCGCCGUAUUCGCGACAUUUGUCUGGCUGCUGGGUAUACUUUCAGCGUCCAGGAUACUGUCGGCUCAGACAUUGCUUUUUCUGCUAUUGUCCAUCUGGGUCAAACUGUCCCGGAGAAAUUCUUGCGUUGCGUCCUGGAAACUCGUGAUAUGGUGACGCUCAAGACGGCAGAUGGUCCAUUCCACGUUAAUGGAGGCCGUAUAACAGCACCCAAUGUACCGGGUUUAGGAGUCCAACCUCGCCUCGAUGUCCUUGGGCAGCCAGUAGCUAGUUAUUUCUAA
Penicillium cataractarum is the source of this 1116-nucleotide messenger RNA. Its product is annotated as mandelate racemase/muconate lactonizing enzyme family protein. The transcript has a single exon. Bases 1 to 1116 code for a protein of 371 amino acids. Lineage: Eukaryota; Fungi; Ascomycota; Eurotiomycetes; Eurotiales; Aspergillaceae. The record is from RefSeq and is a predicted model, not a curated record.